This is a messenger RNA of Telopea speciosissima, 1261 nucleotides long. RefSeq lists its product as uncharacterized. Lineage: Eukaryota; Viridiplantae; Streptophyta; Magnoliopsida; Proteales; Proteaceae. Gene Ontology annotation, cellular component: chloroplast. The coding region runs from base 44 to 799 and encodes 251 amino acids. The transcript has 8 exons. The record is from RefSeq and is a predicted model, not a curated record.
AUCUACUUCGUUUACUCGCCAUGGAUGAUAUCAGCACUCUCCCAUGGCCGUUCUUUCCCUCUCUGCACAUCCAACUAAACCUCCGCAAUACCCUAACCCUAAUUCUAACUCCAAAACGUUUGACAGAUUCGAAACUACGAGUAUCUGCAACUUAUCCAAGCGGGAUUUUGCUCUCAAGACCGCUGCAAUUUCCAUUGUCUCCCUAAGCCUAGUUUUAAAGUUCCCGCUGGGGAACUCAAUCGCUUCUGCGGAAGAGGCGACUUCAAAGAAAUCGAUUCUAUCUGGCAUUUCGAAUACGAAGUCGUGGUUUCAAUUCUUCGGUGAUGGAUUUGCCAUUCGCAUACCGCCUCUGUUCGAAGAUAUUAUGGAACCAGAGGAUUACACUGCUGGGUUGUCUUUGUAUGGAGAUAAAGCAAAGCCCAAGACUUAUGCGGCUCGCUUUUCAUCUCCUGAUGGAUCGGAAGUUGUGAGUGUUUUAAUUCGCCCUUCCAAUCAGCUGAAAAUCACAUUCUUAGAGGCUAAAGAUGUCUCGGAUUUAGGCUCCUUGAAAGACACAGCUAAACUCUUUGUUCCAGGUAGGGCGACAUUAUACUCUGCACGUACAAUAAAAAUCAAAGAAGAUGAAGGUUACAGGACUUAUUACUUCUAUGAGUAUGGCGUUGAUGAACAGCAUAUUGCACUAGUAGCUGCUGUCAACAGCGGGAAGGUAUAUGUUGCUGGUGCUGCUGCCCCACACUCUAAAUGGGAGGAUGAUGGUGUGAAGCUACGUUCAGCUGCUAUAUCACUGUCAAUUCUCUAGUCAUCCAUAAAAAUUUUCUCUAAGAAGAUGAGGCAGAUCAGAUGUUAGACCUGAAAUAGUUGCAAGAUUUUGUUCCAUCCUAAUGAUGGAGACCUCGAGAAGGUUUUUGAUUCCAGUUUGAGGCACAGGCCUGCGCGAGUUUGAUAAAGCUUCCCCCAUUUGCAGAAGCUGGAGUUUUGAGUCCCAUAUCAGCAAAGGUAUUGAUUCUAAAGUCAAGUUCCGGGUCAGGAAAUUUUCCUUGCAAAAUAACCUGAGUUUGGAUAUGACUUGUCAAUAAAAUUUGAUGUUAUGUAACUUUUCAGAAAACUGAUAAGAUCAUCAUUCUCUUAUGCAUCUUGACAUUGUUCAUUACUUAAUGCUAGUGUGAGGAACAAAUGUGAUGAAGCUACACUUGCCAUCAAUUCGACCUGCUGCAGCCACCAAAUUACAUAGUGUGGAUCAUUGAUCAUCUGGUUUGGAUCA